This is a messenger RNA of Bactrocera latifrons, 1776 nucleotides long. RefSeq names its product lipase 1. The record is from RefSeq and is a predicted model, not a curated record. The coding region runs from base 292 to 1620 and encodes 442 amino acids. Gene Ontology annotation, molecular function: hydrolase activity, acting on ester bonds. Gene Ontology annotation, biological process: lipid metabolic process. The transcript is spliced from 6 exons. Lineage: Eukaryota; Metazoa; Arthropoda; Insecta; Diptera; Tephritidae.
GCAUUCAAAAUAUUUAACGCGACGCGAAUACACGUCCGGCGGGCACUACUAGAUGACAACGAUGACAAUAAAUUUAUAUUCGCUGAGAAUUGUUAAACAGAACGCAGUCCUCUAUUAAUUUUGUAACCGCUAGUGUAUGCCGUAAUUUCUCUUUCUAUUUAAUUGGCUUAAUGAAAAUUGGUAUCGAAUGAAUGAAAAGAAGUGUUAAUGUGGUGUUAAACAAUAAAAAAAUAUUAAUUUGGGAAUAAAGUAAUCCGUGUUAAAUCCCAUUCGUCUUGCCUUACAUAAUAAAUGCGUCCGUUCCAAAAAUUUUCUAGUAUUUCGCUGCUACUUUGUCUUCUUAUAGUAUGUCAAAUUGUUUAUCGCAGUCGUGGUCAGUUCAUCGACGAUUCAGAAACCGAUCCAGAUGAUGAAGAGGAUGAAAGUGUCGAGGAUGAGACGCCGGAAGAGAAAGCAGCUCGUAAAAACAUACAGGAGGAUUCCAAUCUACCUGUGGAUAAAUUAAUUGCAAAAUAUGGCUAUCCGGCGGAAGUUCAUUAUGUCACCACUGAAGAUGGAUAUAUACUAACUAUGCACCGCAUCCGGCAACAAGGAGCUCAGCCAUUCCUCUUACAACACGGACUUGUUGAUAGCUCAGCUGGUUACGUUAUAAUGGGGCCGAAUAUCAGUUUAGCUUACCUUCUUGCUGAUUAUAAAUACGAUGUAUGGCUCGGGAACGCCCGUGGUAAUCGCUACUCUCGAAAUCAUACAAAGCUUGAUCCAGAUGGUAAAAAGUUCUGGGACUUCAGUUGGCAUGAGAUUGGCAUAUACGAUCUGCCGGCAAUGAUCGAUUAUGUAUUAAAAUCUACGGGGUUCAAAAGAAUACAAUAUGCGGGUCACUCUCAAGGUUGCACUGCGUUCUUCGUAAUGUGUUCGCGACGCCCAGAGUAUAAUAAAAAAGUGAUCAUGAUGCAAGCAAUGGCACCGGCGGUUUAUGCCUCGGAGACAGAGGAGCACCCAUAUAUCCGUGCCAUUAAUUUAUAUUUUCGCAGUUUGGUUGGUAGCUCAGUUACGGAAAUGUUUAAUGGAGAGUUUCGAUUUCUCUGCCGCAUGACUGAGGAAACAGAGCGACUGUGCAUUGAGGCGGUAUUUGGAAUAGUGGGACGAAACUGGAACGAAUUUAAUAGGAAAAUGUUUCCAGUUAUUUUGGGUCACUACCCCGCGGGCGUUGCGGCUAAACAAGUAAAACAUUUCAUACAAAUCAUUAAAUAUGGACGUUUUGCACCUUACAGUUACAGUAGUAACAAAAAUUUAGCACUAUAUAAAGAACACAUACCACCGCGUUAUAACCUAUCUCUAGUAACAGUUCCUACCUAUGUCUAUUAUUCAAGUAACGAUUUACUUUGCCACCCCAGCGAUGUCGAGGCAAUGUAUAAGGACCUGGGUAAUCCAAAAGGAAAGUACUUGAUACCAAUGGAGGAGUUCAAUCAUAUGGAUUUCCUGUGGGCAAUGAACGUGAGGAAAUUGGUUUAUGCACGAAUGUUACGAGUAUUGGGAAAAAUAAAGGACCACAAAAAGGGUAAUAGUACAAAUAGUCUUGCAAAUAAGAAUGUCCCACAAAACCGGAGGCGGAGAAGGUGAUCAUAGAAAUACUUAGUAGAUAAUUUGGAUGUUAAUUUAUUCUAACUUUUAACUAGUCUAAGUGAUUUGAAAGAUAAAGCUUUUCUAGAAUAUGUCACUAUUUAUUUUCUCAUAGUUAUAUAAAAAUAGUUGGUAAACAACCCUUUAGAAGCUUAA